This is a messenger RNA of Verticillium nonalfalfae, 1212 nucleotides long. RefSeq lists its product as uncharacterized. The transcript has a single exon. The coding region runs from base 1 to 1212 and encodes 403 amino acids. Lineage: Eukaryota; Fungi; Ascomycota; Sordariomycetes; Glomerellales; Plectosphaerellaceae. The record is from RefSeq and is a predicted model, not a curated record.
AUGUUCAACACGACAAAAUCGCUUUCCUCCCUGAAGGGCGUAUUCCCUUCCAUUCACCAACCUCUACCUCUUUCUCGUACCGAAUCUCAGAAGCUCCUCAAUGCACUCAAGACGUCCUUUCGAUCGAAUCUCGAUCGCGAACAUGGCUGGGGUCCCGAUGAACCCACGUCGUCGCCCAACAAAUUAUCUAGUCCAACAGUAUCUGAGCAGUCCGGCAUUCAUCAACAUCACAGACCCACCGACCAACAUCUCCGCGCCAUCCUCUCGAAUCCGCUGUUCAAAAAGGGCAUCCGCACAACCCCCCGCGCAGACGCAUUACAAAAGGAUCCGAUGGAAAUCUUUGACAAGGCUGUCGCGCGAGGCAUGAUGAAUCGGAAGGCGGCAACAGGGUGCCUUAUGGCCAAGCAUCACCAGGUUCUUCAGUCAAGUCCAUUGUCCAUACAAGGUGCCAUUAUGGAAUCGGCAGCUGGUCUACGAGUUCUUGAUUGGUUACGGUCUUCCGGCGAGGAGCGAGAUGGUGCGUUUCUGGGGGACGCGAGUUUCCUCAAGGCUCUCAUGCGAUUCCUCGUUGCGGAAGGUCACGAGGCCGUUGUGUGGGCAUGGGCAGAUCGCUUGGCGAGGCAGGACGGACCGUCAAUACCAGAGGACCCUCGCGGCACACACCUCAGUUUCAUUCUAACAAGUCUCAUCAAGACAAAGGCCAACGGCUCCGAUGACAGGAAUCUGAACAGUGCUUAUGCGACCAUCCUGAGGGUCAACGACAGGUGGAAAUCGGACAAGAACUUGCCGCAGCUUCUAAGCCAUGCUUGGCGGUCACUCUCUUGGUACUCAACAGUCGAAGCCUGGAACAGGCCACGGCCUUCCGAAGCACUAUUCGACAACUACGUUGCCCUUGAACCGGCACUACCCCAUCCGAUGUCCAUCGAUCGUGCGCAUCUCGACCUACAUCACCCCACUCACCCAAGCUUUGAGCGCGCACUACACUUCUUCAAAACGGACAAGCUUGUUGUGCCGCCUCAACCGAGCAUUGUAGGAGCGAAACGGGCUCCAAACGUUCAGCGAUUUGUUGCGCGCAUAACAUCAAUGGGCAUGGAUACGGCGAAGCAUUUAACUGAAAUUGGGCGCACUGACGAUGCUCAAUGGGUGUUGCAGCUUCUCAAAUCGAAGCUCUCCGACGAGGCAAUGGAUUAUGAGCGGUGGCGGGUUGUAUGA